AUGUGGAUUAUAAAACAAUUAACAUUCACAUUCGUUCAUCCCCAAUCUCUCCCCAAUAUCUCUCGUUCUCAACGGUACCUCCGAUUUCUGCUCCAUCCUCAGCGCCGCCGGCUUGGACUUCGACCUCUACUUCCGAUCUGUUGCAGUCCCUCGCAGCACAAGACACCAGUCACUGGCUGCCCCAUUGCUCGACUCCCUCCUACUCAUCAUCUCAGCACAAUGGAGAAUCUUGGUGUUCAGAACUUAAAAGUUGGUCAAUUGGCUGAAUUUAGAACAUUUGAGAAAGGAUACCGUUGUGCUUGGUUCAGAUGCAAGAUCCUGGACAUAGUCUUGGAAACGGAAAUGAUUAUGCUGGAGUACUGUGAUUUUCCAGGUGAAGGCGAGUUUACUAACGUUCAAUUCUACAGGCAUUCAGAGAUUAGGGCUCUAUCUUCUAUAGAGAUUAAGUGGGUAAAGAUAUACGAAAGGGAAAUAAAAAAACAACUGAUGGUGAGGCCUCAAUAUCCUGUAAUGUAUCAAAAAAGUGAAAUGCCAGCUGUCAAUUCAGUUUCAGAAGUAUGUGUUACCAUUGAUGGGAAAUGGAAAGUUGGGGAUUUGGUAGAUUGGCAUAAAGAUGAUUGCUAUUGGUCUGUAAGAGUUAAGAGAGUUCUGAAUCAUGAAAAAGUUGAGAUCGAGUUGACAAUUCCUCCAGAAGGAGAAGGGGGUAUUUAUGAAGCAUUCUGUAAGGAUCUACGCCCAGACUUACACUGGUCUCCAAGAAAUGGGUGGAGUGUGCCUACCAGGGAAGGUGAGACUUCAUGUGGGGCACAGCUUAUUUUUCCAUUACAUCAAGGUUGA
This is a messenger RNA of Lactuca virosa, 837 nucleotides long. Lineage: Eukaryota; Viridiplantae; Streptophyta; Magnoliopsida; Asterales; Asteraceae. The record is from the annotation of a GenBank genome assembly.